AUGUCGAUAGCGGACGGUUCCUACGCUCGAGGCGAUCUCCUCAACGGCUGCAAAGACCUGAUUCCAGGCCUCAAGAACGCCUACGGCUACGUGCCCAGUCUCGCGGCAGGCAUUGUCUUCGAUCUUAUCUUUGCCGCUACGGGCAUUUACCACAUCGUCCGGUCGUUCCAGAAGCGAAAGGCCACCUCGUAUUUGCUGGCCAUCGCGUCUUACAUCGAGCUCGUUGGCUGGAUCGGGCGAACGUGGUCCAACAAAUGCGCCUACAACAAGAUUGCCUUCCUUCUCCAGAUCACCACCCUCGUCGUCGGCCCUAUCUUUGUCGCUGCUGCCAUCUACGUUGCUCUUGGAUACCUCAUCAAGGCCGUCGGUCCGCAGUACUCCGUCAUCCGCCCCAAGCUUUAUCUCUGGAUCUUCCUCGUCGUCGAUGUGCUUUCCCUUCUAAUCCAAGCCGGCGGUGGUGGUCUGGCAUCGGGAGCAGCCAACAAAGGAAAGGAUACCAAGCCUGGCGCCAACCUCAUGGUCGCCGGUAUCAUCUUCCAGCUUGUCAGUAUGACUGCUUUCUGUAUUCUCUUCGCUAUCUUUGUCUGGAGAACCAGAGGCCUACGCCUUGAGAAGGGCCAACGUCUCGUCAUCCACGGCAUCAUCAUCUCUGUCGUCUUUGUCUACAUCCGAUGUAUCUACCGAACGGUCGAGCUCCUCGAGGGAUGGGACGGACACUUGAUGAAGACAGAAGGAUACUUUAUCGGGCUUGAUGGUGUUUGCAUCGCCAUUGCUAUUCUUGUCUUUUGUAUCCUGGACCCUGCUGUCCUUCUGCAAGACAAGGAGCCUAACCUGUCUUUCAACGAGCUCAACACUGUUUCCACCAAGUAA
Messenger RNA from Fusarium sp. VM40, 870 nucleotides. NCBI's taxonomy places the organism in Eukaryota, Fungi, Ascomycota, Sordariomycetes, Hypocreales, Nectriaceae. The record is from the annotation of a GenBank genome assembly.